Molecule: messenger RNA, 1285 nt
Organism: Aspergillus glaucus CBS 516.65
Lineage: Eukaryota; Fungi; Ascomycota; Eurotiomycetes; Eurotiales; Aspergillaceae
Product: proteasome regulatory particle lid subunit RPN11
Exons: 4
Coding region: 238-1248 (336 amino acids)
Biological process (GO): protein deubiquitination; proteasome-mediated ubiquitin-dependent protein catabolic process
Cellular component (GO): proteasome regulatory particle, lid subcomplex
Molecular function (GO): metallopeptidase activity; proteasome binding; protein binding
Source: RefSeq, a predicted model, not a curated record
CUGUGAGCUCAACUCCUUCUGCCAUCCCAUCAACUGUCAAUUUAUUACUCUUGUCUUUUGUUGCUCUUACCAUUUUCCCUCUAGCAUUUGGCUGUCGUUGCUGUCUGCUUCGAACGCGCUCACGAGACCGUCUCUUCGUGCCACCCAACGAACUCCGACGUUGACGCUUCCGUACUGGAAGCUUCCCUCCUGCUAUCUUCCAGUUCAUCCUUCUUCCACUGAAUCUUCUAAUUCGUCAUGGAUCGCCUAAAUCGGAUGCUUCAUGCUGCCCAGGGUAUGGGCAUGGGCAUGGGAGGUGCUCCUGGUGGUGACACGCCCAACCUGAUCGAUAACGCCGAAACUGUCCACAUCUCGUCCCUAGCGCUGUUGAAGAUGUUAAGACAUGGUCGGGCAGGUGUGCCUAUGGAAGUUAUGGGUCUGAUGCUGGGUGAAUUCGUGGAUGAAUACACUGUUCAGGUGGUGGAUGUUUUUGCUAUGCCUCAAAGUGGUACUGGUGUCAGUGUCGAAGCCGUGGACCCUGUCUUCCAGACCAAGAUGAUGGAAAUGCUGCGACAAACUGGACGACCGGAAAGCGUCGUCGGCUGGUAUCACUCUCACCCUGGUUUCGGAUGCUGGCUCUCCUCCGUCGAUGUCAACACUCAGCAAUCAUUCGAACAGCUCACACCUCGUGCUGUUGCUGUUGUUGUUGACCCCAUCCAAUCUGUUAAGGGCAAGGUCGUUAUCGAUGCCUUCCGUCUCAUCCAACCUCAGACCGUUGUUAUGGGCCAGGAGCCCCGGCAAACAACAUCCAACUUGGGUCACCUGAAUAAGCCAUCGAUCCAGGCCCUCAUUCACGGCCUGAACCGACACUACUACAGCAUUGGCAUUAAUUAUCGCAAGACGGGCCUCGAGGAGAACAUGUUGAUGAACCUGCACAAGCAAGUAUGGACCGAGGCAUUGCAGAUGAACGACUUCCACGAUGAAUGCCAGCACAAUGUCGACCGUAUGAAGCAAUUGGUUGGCCUUGCUGAGGGUUAUGAGAAGCGGGUCAAGGAGGAAACAGAAUUGAGCAAGGAUCAACUCAAGACGCGAUAUGUCGGAAAGGUUGAUCCUAAGAAGCAUAUCGAGGAUGUCAGCCAGCAACUGAUCGAAGAUAACAUUGUUGCGGUCUCGAGGCAGAUGAUUGACAAGGAAGCUUCCGUGGCACGGCCAUCGGAAGCCAAGGGAGCUCAUAAUGGCGCUGCCAUGGAGGUGGAUGACGAGCUAUAGACGGGUAUGCUAAUCACGGCUAGGAAUUCAAACAUAA